AUGGCGACUCCUAUGCACAGAUUAAUUGCCCGUAGACAGGCGGAAGCGAAUAAACAGCAUGUUCGUUGUCAGAAGUGCCUGGAGUUUGGUCACUGGACAUAUGAGUGCACUGGCAAAAGGAAGUAUUUGUACAGACCGUCGAGGACUGCUGAGAUGAAAAAGAACCUCAAAGAGAAGGAGAACAGUGUACAGAAUGUCAAGGGUCCGGGGCAGGAAUCCCUCAGUGAGAAGAAAACAAAGAAGAAAAGAUCUAAGGACUCGAGUGGUUCCAGCAGCAGCAGCAGUGACUCAGACAGCUCUUCCAGUGACUCCUCCUCUGACAGCAGCGAUGACUCCUCGUCCUCCUCCUCAUCCUCGUCCUCCUCGUCCUCCGAUGACAGCAGCAGCGACAGCGAGGACAGCUCCAGCUCCUCGUCCAGUUCCAGCUCUGACUCGGACUCGUCUAGCUCCAGCAGCUCCGACCAGGGGCCUCCCAAGAAAAGAAAAAAGAGGAAAUGAAACGUGCGGUUGUCGUGCUUCGCUCGUCGGACGCAACGCCGUUG
Molecule: messenger RNA, 542 nt
Organism: Chanos chanos (milkfish)
Lineage: Eukaryota; Metazoa; Chordata; Actinopteri; Gonorynchiformes; Chanidae
Gene: zcchc10
Product: zinc finger, CCHC domain containing 10
Exons: 4
Coding region: 1-498 (165 amino acids)
Molecular function (GO): zinc ion binding; nucleic acid binding
Source: RefSeq, a predicted model, not a curated record